Messenger RNA from Arachis ipaensis, 1609 nucleotides. RefSeq names its product UDP-glycosyltransferase 83A1-like. The record is from RefSeq and is a predicted model, not a curated record. Gene Ontology annotation, molecular function: quercetin 3-O-glucosyltransferase activity; quercetin 7-O-glucosyltransferase activity. NCBI's taxonomy places the organism in Eukaryota, Viridiplantae, Streptophyta, Magnoliopsida, Fabales, Fabaceae.
UCUCGUGGAAUUUAAAAUUUAAAGAGAGGCAAGAAAAUGUGUGAAGCACAUAUUUUGGUUAUACCAUUUCCAGCACAAGGCCAUGUAAUUCCUCUCAUGAAACUUUCACAUCAACUUGUGAAGCAUGGAAUCAAAGUCACAUUUGUGAACAUUGACUUUGUUCACAAUCAAAUCAUGAAAUCUUCUCUAGGAGAAGGAGUAGCAGAUCAUAAUAAUAAUAAUAAAGAUGCAAUGAUUGAACUAGUUUCAAUCCCAGAUGGGUUAGAGGAUGGUGACAAUAGAAGUCUUCUGCUUGGAAAGUUGACAGAAUCAACAUGUAAGGUCAUGCCUAAGAAGUUGGAAAUGCUCAUAGAAGAUAUCAACAAAUCUAAUAAUAACAAUAAUAAUAAUAAUGGAAAUAAAAUCAGUUGUUUGGUGAUUGAUGAAAACUUUGGAUGGGGAAUUGAAGUUGCAAAGAAGAUGGGAAUAAGAGCAGUUGCAUUUUGGCCUGCAUCAGCUUCAUUAUUGGCCUUGCAUUUCAACAUCCAAAAGCUUCUUGAUGAUGGACUCAUUGUUGCCAAUGAUGGAACACCUGCAAAAGAUGAGGCAAUUCAAUUGGGACCAAUGAUGCCUAUUAAGACAAGAGAGUUUCCAUGGGCAUGCUUGGGUGACAAGAACACACAACAUACAGUUUUCAAUCUUACAAAAAGGAAUAAUAUAUCUGUGAAGCUUGCAGAUUGGAUUAUUUGCAACACUAAUUAUGAUUAUGAGCCAGCAACAUUUGACUUUGCUCCACAAAUAAUACCAAUAGGUCCACUUCUAGCAACUAAUAACCAUGUUGGUAGCUUUUGGCCAGAAGACUCAUCUUGUUUGAAUUGGCUUGAUCAACAAGAAACCAAUUCAGUAAUCUAUGUUGCUUUUGGAAGUGUCACUAUCUUUGAUCAUUCUCAAUUGCAAGAACUUGCACUUGGACUUGAACUAUCCAAUAGGCCUUUUCUAUUGGUUAUAAGGGCAGAUAUCAACAAUGGAAAAAACCAAUCUUUUCUUAAAGAAUUUGAAGAAAGAGUUUUCCCUUUUGGAAAAGUGGUUCAAUGGGCACCUCAAGAGAAAGUUUUGAGUCAUCCUUCAAUUGCUUGCUUCAUAAGUCAUUGUGGUUGGAACUCUACUAUGGAAGGUGUAGUAAAUGGUGUUCCAUUUUUAUGCUGGCCUUAUUUUGCUGACCAAUUCUUUAAUCAAACAUUAAUUUGUGAUGUUUGGAAGGUUGGAUUGAGACUUGUUCCAAUGGAUGGAAUUAUAAUAACUAGGGAAGAAAUAGCAUGCAAGAUACAAAAACUGUUUCAUGAGGGAGAAUUUAAAGUAAUGGCUAUGGAGAGAAAAAAUUCAACCAUCAAUAGUAUUAAAGAAGGGGGUAGUUCAAAUAGAAACUUUAAUAGAUUUGUUGAAUGGAUAAAAGCAUAUAACUAUUAAUUAGUUAUGUGUUAUAUAUAUGCUCAAGUAAAAUAAGCAUAUAUAUUAGUGGUGCUUCAAUUCAACUUAGAAAGUGUGUCUUUAAUUUGUGAUAUAAUUUGUGUGACUUAAGAGUAUAUGUGACUUUAGUUGUACUUAAAGUUGUUUGUAAACUAGUUGACUA